This is a messenger RNA of Pelmatolapia mariae (spotted tilapia), 1979 nucleotides long. RefSeq lists its product as uncharacterized. The coding region runs from base 298 to 1635 and encodes 445 amino acids. The record is from RefSeq and is a predicted model, not a curated record. Lineage: Eukaryota; Metazoa; Chordata; Actinopteri; Cichliformes; Cichlidae. Gene Ontology annotation, molecular function: zinc ion binding. The transcript is spliced from 4 exons.
CUUUUACUAGCCAAAUGUGAAGGAGGGCAUAAAUUUUGGACUUUUAACUGUAUUGUACAUUUUACAGCUUCUCUUACUGAUAAACGCCUCUCCCACAGCCAAUCAUACUGCAGUAAUAAAUGGACUACUUGCACAAUCACUUCCGCGUUCUAUGUAGUCCUGCCCCAGUGCUUCCGGUAUGGUUAAACCAUGGUGACGUUCUACACUCGCUGCCUACAAGAGCUCCCAAAAUUGAACAUCGGAUGUGCAGAGUGACGACAACCCCCGCCAGCAAAUUAGAUAAAGGAUUUAAGUUAUAUGCUGCAUCAUAUAUACACAACUACGAAGAUUAAGCUUCUGGAUUCAUCGCCGGUGGUACUGAGACAUAGCCAGUGCUCCUGUGUGGCAGGUGCUGUUAUGUGCAAUCACACAGUGGCAUUGCUCUUCCAAACAGCACACUACUCACAACUCAGAGUGCCGGUUGUCCCCCCUGUGCAUAGCUGCACGGAAUCUGAACAGCAAUGGCACAAGCCACGGACAGUGGGUGUGAAACCAGGACCCAUCAACUCCAUGAUCUUCACUAAGCCGGUACCAAAUAGGAUGGCCCAGACUGGAGUACGGAGUGGCUUCUACAGAGGCAUGGUAGGUCCGUUACCAGAUCCCUGCUUGUUCAGAAUAACAGAAGCAUAUGCAAAAUUUAAUAUUGAGGACAGGCCACUUGUGACCACAAUGAACAUGAGACCUGACAAGCCCCUUGUGGAAAGUGCUUUUGGGCUGGUGCAGGAGGGCAGUGUUCUGUCAUAUCAGCAGCCGGUUUUGACAACCCGGUACAUCACACUACACCGUGAUGCACCACCAACACCGCACUUGCCUCUGGAGGGGUAUGACAUCUUGCCAUCAGAUUGUGUGUUUGUGUGCUCAGAAGAGGAGCUUCUGCAUCUGAAAAGCUUGUCUGUAACUCUGGAAAUGGCUCACAAAAUAGAGGAAGCUACAUGUGAGCAAAGCUCUUCAUCUGAGUGGCAUCAGCUCCGCAGGCCCAGAGUGACUGCCUCUAGGUUUCGGGAGGUGUGUCACGUCAGAGGCCAGAGCUCGGCAGAGUCACUAGCAGAGCGUAUAUUGAAGGGAACAAGGCAGACAGCAGACAUGAGGAGAGGAACUGAGAUCGAGCCUGCAAUAGCAGCAGAGUAUAGUAGGCUAAUGAAUGUUAACUACUCACCCUGUGGUCUGGUCAUUCACCCCAUUGCCCCCUGGCUUGCUGCAUCUCCUGAUGGUGUUGUUUUUGACCCCAAUGAAUACCCCCAGUUUGGCCUUGUCGAAUUCAAAUGUCCCAAUGUACAAAACUUUAUUGACUGCAAAUAUGUGCAGAUGGAAUGUGGUACCCCUAAACUAAAAAAGAGCCACGCAUAUUACUGGCAAGUGCAAGGACAACUGCUCAUCAGUGGGAUGCAGUGGUGUGACUUUGUUGUGUGGGCACAAGAGGACUACCUAGUGCAAAGAAUAUACAUGGAUACAGAUGUGCACAAUGCAAUCAGAGAAAAGGCUGACUUUUUUUUUACAUAUAUAUAUGCCAAAAUACCUGUGUUUGGAAAAAUGAACAGUGAAAACAUAGCAAAAAGGAAAACAGAUCCUUCAGGCUGGCUGGAACAAAAUAACUGAUGUUUUAAUUGCAAAGUAUUUCAUGAUUUUUUUUUUGUUGUUACAUGUUACUUUUAUGUGAAAUCAAUAAACUGUUAUUUAAGCAAUGGCAUCAAUUUCAUUUUUUAAAAACACACAUUAAAACAUUGAAUUUGUGCAGAACUUAUUUACAUGGUAAGUAUUUAAAAAUCCAUGCCUAGCAUACUGACAUACAUUUAGACAAUAACACAACUGAAUGAAGAAAAUGACAAAUGGUAUUUUGGAUGUUACAAAAGCACAAUGUCACUUAUGAUUUUAAAACGAUUUAGUGAUUUACUUUAUAAUUUUGAUAAACAAUUUUGUUUGAAUAUGAAUAGUAAUAUAGU